Molecule: messenger RNA, 2840 nt
Organism: Malaclemys terrapin pileata
Lineage: Eukaryota; Metazoa; Chordata; Testudines; Emydidae
Product: zinc finger protein 271-like
Exons: 5
Coding region: 358-2421 (687 amino acids)
Biological process (GO): negative regulation of transcription by RNA polymerase II
Molecular function (GO): DNA-binding transcription repressor activity, RNA polymerase II-specific
Source: RefSeq, a predicted model, not a curated record
CGGACGCUGCUGCUCCCCGGGGUCUGUGCUGGGGGGGGCAUUAACCCCUCCCUGCCCGGCCGGGGGGGGCUUUCUCCAGCCGGGAUCGGCCCCCGGCCGCAGUUAACUGGCAGAGAUCGUGGGAAAGUGCUGGGGGUGGACAGGGAAACUUCCCUUUGCCUGUCUGGGGGGGGACGGCAUUAACCCCUCCCUGCCCAGCCGGAGGGGGAUUUCCCCAGCUGGGACCCGCCCCCGGGCUGUGCCCGCACCAGCCCCGGGCCGCAGGAGCCAGUGACCUUCGGGGAGGUGGCUGUGUAUUUCACUGAGUCAGAGUGGGCUCUGCUGGACCCCGCUCAGAGAGCCCUCUACAGAGCUGUCAUGCAGGAGAACUAUGAGAAUGUGACCUCGCUGGGUGUUGGGAUGGAGAGUGAGACCGAGAAGCAGAAACCUCAGGAAGAAGAUGCUGAGCCAGUGGAAACACAGGGGGUAUCAUUGCAAAAAUCCAAAGGAAAGGUGCCCGUGAGUCAUGAGCAGGGAAAUGCCUGUGAGAAACAGCUUAGACCAGAGAGGCAGAAGGCAAACAAGCCAGGGAAGAAAGGGGGUAAAUCCAUCCGUUGUUGGGAAAUGCACAAAGACCUCAAUGAAACUCCAGCCCAGCCGAGAAACCUCACGGAAGAGAGAAAAAACACAUGUACUGAGUGUGGGAAAAACUUCAGUAAGCGUUCAGGCCUUAUUAACCAUGAGAGAAUCCACACAGGGGAGAGACCGUAUGAAUGCAGCGAGUGCGGGAAAACCUUCCCUCGGAGCUCAGCCCUUAUCAUACAUCAGAGAAUGCAUACGGGAGAACGACCCUACGAAUGCUGUGAGUGUGGGAAAACCUUCAGUAACCACUCAGACCUUAUUCGACAUCAGAGAAUCCACACAGGUGAGCGGCCCUAUGAAUGCAGUGAGUGUCGGAAAACCUUCAGUUACCGCUUGGCCCUUACUGAACAUCAGCGAAUCCACACAGGGGAAAGACCUUAUGAAUGCAGUGAGUGCGGGAAAAGCUUCAGCUACCGCUCAGAUCUCAUUAGACAUCAGAAAACCCACACCGGAGAGAGACCUUACGAAUGCUGUGAGUGUGGGAAAAACUUCACUGACAGAUCAGCCCUUAUUAAUCAUCAGAGAAUUCAUGUGGGAGAUAGACCCUAUGAAUGCUCAGAGUGUGGGAAAAGCUUCAGUUACCGCUCAGACCUCACUACGCAUCAGAGAACCCACACCGGAGAGCGACCCUAUAAAUGCAGCGAGUGUGGGAAAACCUUCAGGCAGAGCUCACACCGCAUUCGACAUCAGAAAAUCCACACGGGUGAGAGACCUUAUAAAUGCUGCGAGUGCGGGAAAAGCUUUGCUGACAGUUCAGUCCUUAUUACGCAUCAGAGGAUCCACACGGGUGAGAGACCCUAUAAAUGCUGUGAGUGCGGGAAAACCUUUGCUGACAGCUCCGCCCUUAUUAGACAUCAGAGGAUCCAUACAGAAGAGAGACCCUAUAGAUGCUCCGAGUGUGGGAAAGGCUUCCAUCAGAGCUCAACCCUAACUAGCCACCAGAGAAUCCACACAGGAGAAAGACCCUAUGGAUGCUGUGAGUGCGGGAAAAGCUUCACUCGGAGAUCAGCCCUUAUUAGGCAUCAUAGAAUCCACACCGGGGAGCGACCCUACGAAUGCUGUGAGUGUGGAGAAAGCUUCACUCGGCGCUCAAACCUCAUUACACAUCAGAGGAUCCACACAGGAGAGAGACCCUACAAAUGCUGUGAGUGCGGGACAAGCUUCACUCAGAGAUUUUCCCUGACUACACAUCAGCGAAUCCACACAGGGGAGAGACCCUACGGAUGCUGUGAGUGUGGGAAAAACUUCACUAACAGCUCAGCACUUACGGCCCAUUGGAGAAUCCACACGGGAGAAAAACCCCAUGAAUGCUGUGAGUGCGGGAAAACCUUCAUUAGCAGCUCAAAGCUCAUAGCACAUCUGAGAAUCCACACGGGAGAGAGACCCUAUGAAUGCUGGGAGUGCAAGAAGAACUUUACCAACAGCCCAGACCUUAUAAAGCAUCAGAGAAUCCACACAGGAGAGAGACCCUAUGGCUGUUCUGACUGUGGGAAAAACUUCACUUACAGCUCAGCGCUUAGAAAACAUCAGCAAAUCCACACAGGAGAAAGACCCCAUGAAUGCUGUGUGUGCGGGAAAAGCUUCACUCAGAGCUCAUCCCUUAUUUCACAUCAGCGAAUCCACACAGGAGAAAGACCCUAUGCGUGCUCUGAGUGUGGGAAAAACUUCAUUGACAGCUCAUCACUUCGGAGCCAUCAGAGAAUCCACACGGGAGCCAGACCUUAUGAAUGCUCUGAGUGUGGGAAAAGCUUUACUUGGAGCUCAAACCUUAUUACACAUCAGAGGCUCCAUACCUCAUAGAGACACUCUAGAUUCCCUAAAUGUGGGAAAAGCUCGUACCAGAAUUCAGCCCUAACUUAUCACCAGAGAAUUUGCAAGGGAAAGAAACACCAUAAAACCCUUCUCUAGGACUGAUCUUUUGUGUCACAAGGUCUCUCGGGUCCCUCAGACUGAGACGCCCUUAAGGUUGAAACGCCCAAGCGGUAGAUGGUGAGAAGGUGGUGGGAUUUGCACCCUGUAAAUAAACUUCACCGGUGAUUGCUGGACCUGAGGGUCUCUGAGUGGUUUUUGGAGCAGAGGCAGGAGCAAAGGGGACCCUGCUACACCCUGUUACUAGACCAUAAAGGCAAAAAAACAAAAAACGAAAAGUACAAUCACAACUGCUGCUAAGUGAUUGCAUUCUGUCUGGUAAGCAACCAAUAAAGUUUUCUUUAAACAUC